CUCUCGGCUCGUCCUUUUUUACUCGGUGGCAUCUCUCGAUGCGUGUUGAAUUAACUGCUUGUGCAAUUUCCGAAAGAGGGUGGUGGUAACUGUAACAUUGAUACAUGCAUGGUUGGGGAUAUGGAAAAGAUAGCUAUCAAGGGGUGUUCCAUUCAUUUUUGCAUGUUAGCAAAAUGCAGUGGUGGAUGCUUGCAUCCCGUGUUUAUCAUUUGCUUCUUCGCCCUUUCCUUCUCUAGAAGUACUUUCUACCUUUCGCAAAGUCCCCCUCUCCUCAGCCCGCCAGCCAAACUUCAUUAUUAUGCAACCCGCAAUUGGCGGUCCCAUUCUCUCAUUUGCGAUAGUAUCCAAUCCUGAAAAAUACGCCACACCGCAAGAACACACAUCCCCCUCGCCCCAGUAUCUCACUCCCUUUGACCGGUUCUCACGAAGGAUCGGGCACCGUGGUAGCCGUCGGCUCCUCCGUUGCUGCUGAUGACUCGUUCAAAUCGGGGGACCGCGUCAUGUGUGGUAUUCCGCUCGGUCUUUGUGGGGAGGCAUUAUUGUGCACAUAUCGAUGGGCACAUCGGGAUCCAAGUCGACGGGGUGUUUGCCGAGUACGCCGUUGUGGACAGCCGAACGAGCACGGUCAUCCCGGAGGGCGUCUCCUUGUUGGCGGCGGCGCCACUGGGGUGUGCGGGUAGGACGGCGUGGAGGGCGGUCAUGGAGACGGGCUUGCAGCCGGGGCAGUGGUUGGGAAUUGUCGGGUCAGGAGGAGGGUUGGGACACUUGGCGGUGCAAUUUGCGACGAAGAUGGGGUUGAAGGUGGUUGGCAUUGAGGCGAGGGAUGAGGGUCUGGAGUUGACGAGGGAGAUGGGGGCGGAUGUGGUUGUCGAUGCGAGGAAGGGGAAGGAUGAGGUUGUUGAAGAGGUGGGCAAGGCGGUGCUGGGGGAUGAUGGGGAAGAGGUUGACCAUAACGGGUUGUUUGCCACGGGAGGUGUUGAUGCUACUGUCAAUCUGUCUGACGCGGACGAUGCGGCUGGACUGGCGUGUGCAAUUACGAAGAUGCAUGGGUUGAUGGUACAGGUUGCUCAGCCUCUGGAGGUAAAACUUCCGUUUAUGGAGCUGAUAUUGAGAGACGUAAGAAUCAAGGGAAGCUUGCAGUGCUCAGCGGAGGAGAGCGAGGAGCUUCUGCACUUUGUCGCCGAACAUGGAGUCAAGGUAAAGAUGACUCCGUUCUAUGGGUUAGAUCAGGUCGAGGAGUUGGAGAAGGUGGUUUCAAGCGGCAAGCUCCAAGGAAGAGCUGCGAUUAUCGUCGAUCCGCAUCAACUUCAACACGAGAAGGAGAUCAUGAGACAUUCACCGUGGUUUAACGCGAAGACAUGAUUAUUCAUGAGCUCAUCUCGAUGUUGUUUGUCGUCAUGCAUGCCGUUACUCCUUGAUCUCCUGCUUCCGGAAGGUGCCUGUAAUUCGGUUAGACUCUACACUUGAUUUACUUGAGGGUUCACUCCUCCAACCAUACCUGGGAUAUCGGGCAUCCACUU
This is a messenger RNA of Neurospora hispaniola, 1520 nucleotides long. RefSeq lists its product as uncharacterized. Gene Ontology annotation, molecular function: alcohol dehydrogenase (NAD+) activity. NCBI's taxonomy places the organism in Eukaryota, Fungi, Ascomycota, Sordariomycetes, Sordariales, Sordariaceae. Gene Ontology annotation, cellular component: cytoplasm. The coding region runs from base 472 to 1362 and encodes 296 amino acids. The record is from RefSeq and is a predicted model, not a curated record. The transcript has 2 exons.